AAUGGUGUCCUGCAGGUCCACUAAAGGUGCGUCCAAAGCUCGGCGCGACCACAUCAAUGCAGAGAUCCGGAACAUGCGGGCGCUGCUGCCCAUUUCGGCGGAGGACCAGGAGCACCUCUCCUACCUCCACACCAUGGCCAUCAUCUGCACCUUCAUCAGGAAGACCGUCCUCCUCACAGCUGGUGGAGAGACGAGUGAUGAAGGUCUGCUGCCUCCGAAUGAAGAUCUUCUGCAGGUCCUGCCAGGUUUCAUUGUCGUGAUGACCAAGCAGGGAAAGCUGGUCUGCGUGUCUGAAAACGUGUCUCAGUAUCUCGGCUUCUCCAUGGUCGAGAUCCUGCAGAGCGACACGUUCUAUGAUCUGAUUCACGCUGAUGAUGUGGAUUCAGUGAAAUUCAGUUUAGAAGAAAAUUGCAGUGCAGCAGGGCGGAGUUUCGUGUGUCAUAUGCACACCUCUAAGGCGUUCAGGCUGCAGUACGGGGGCUGCUGCCCCCUGCUGGUGAGAGGUCGUUAUCAGGACCCUAAGCGCAGCCUGUUUGUUGCUCUGUGUGCGCCGACGGUGGACAGACUGAUGGACGGCGAGCGUCUGAGCUUCAAAGCUUACUUUCAAAGCAUCCACAGAGGCGACAUGAGCUACACCUACACUGAGCGCAGUGUGGUUCUGUAUUUGGGUUACGAAGCAGAGGAGCUGAUUGGGCGAUCAUGGUACAGCAUGCUCCACCCAGAUGACCUGUCACUGACCGCAAGCGCACACACACAUCUGAUUGAUGAUGAUGAUGACGAUGAUGGUGAUGAAGGUGAGGAGAUGGUGGAGCUGGUGUUUAGAGUUCAGACUAAAACUCUGCUGUGGAUCUGGAUCUUCAGUCGCGCCUCUAAACUCACUCACAAACAGGAAAUCACCUGCACUAACUUCCUGAUCAGUGAGACCGAGGCGCUGUAUCUGAGGCAGAAGCUGUACAGCGCUGUAUCUGCGCCGCCUCUAACUCCUUCCAUAUCUCAGAUGCCAUGGGGUCCCGGACCCUGCAGGUCUCCGAAGCGGCCAGCAGAGGGCGGCGAUCAGAGCGCCGGACCGAGGAGAAAAGUCAGGAGGCUUUCCAAGCGAUUGCCAACAUAUGGCGCGCCGGCGAGUACGAGCGGAGACCACAGAGACGGAUCAGCUGACCGAUCGUUCUUCUCCACCCCCCCCCACAGCCCCGCCUCCUCCCUGUCUGAUGACUGCUCGGACGUCCUGCAGGACGUCAUGUCUCCUUCGUUCUCCUCCUCACUGCCCUUCCAGCACCUCCACCCGCAGCCAUUUCUCCAAAGUUCUUUCGGCGUGGAGCCCCACCCCCUCCCUUCUCCCCCACUCUACCCAGAAGGCCCAGCUGAAGCCAGUCUGGUUCCUGACUGUGUUCUCCACUACGAGAACUUCAGCCUGCUUCCAGAGCUGAUGGCCGAUGAAGUUGGGACCUCAUCUCUGGGCGAGCUGUUGACCUCUGGCCCCUCGCUGACCGUCCACGGCUCUACGCUGUCCGAUCUGAGCUACACUGAACGAGAACAGGCUGAGAUCAGCGUGCUGGCCCAUCAGAUCUCCUCCCUGGCCAGCAGCUUUGACAUGUACCGCGCUAAAAGCCAUGACUCAAACCUCACCCGCUCCCCCUGCUGGCCGUCUGCCAUCACGCCACCCACUGAGCCGCUCCUUGAUGAGGACGUCAUUGACAGCAUCCUGAGGGACUGGGAUGGAGCACCAGUCAAGAAGGAUUCAGGCUCUGGAUGGAGGCAAGUUCCCAGAAUCUCGCCAGACAAUGGACCUGGACUGCAGGACCUCUCUCUGGACGUUCUGGUGGACUCCGUCCCGUUAGAACCGCACUUGGCAGAUGGUCAUCUGUGGCCCUCUUUUUACAGACGGGACUGUCAUGAAGAGAACAUCGAGUUGCAUCAACUCAGUCUUUACCUGCACGGCAACUUCCAGCAAGACGGGUUUGCUGAUGAAUCCAUGUACUGAACACAGUCCAGGACUGACGGUACUGACCCGGUAUGGCAUAUUGUCAUGGCAACUAGAGGCUCUUCUUCUUCUCUGGACUUGAAGAAGCUGCUGAAGACCUUCUCUCUCCGCCGCUGUGACGGAUCAGGUUCAUCAGGCUGGAAAAGAGGAAACGUUUAAAGCCUCUUUGCUGCCACAGCAGAAUAUCAGU
Messenger RNA from Colossoma macropomum (tambaqui), 2171 nucleotides. It is a transcript of the gene npas4l, whose product is annotated as neuronal PAS domain protein 4 like. NCBI's taxonomy places the organism in Eukaryota, Metazoa, Chordata, Actinopteri, Characiformes, Serrasalmidae. The transcript has 8 exons. Gene Ontology annotation, biological process: regulation of transcription by RNA polymerase II. Gene Ontology annotation, molecular function: protein binding; DNA-binding transcription factor activity, RNA polymerase II-specific; RNA polymerase II transcription regulatory region sequence-specific DNA binding. The coding region runs from base 2 to 1981 and encodes 659 amino acids. The record is from RefSeq and is a predicted model, not a curated record.